Geodia barretti is the source of this 2022-nucleotide messenger RNA. The record is from the annotation of a GenBank genome assembly. NCBI's taxonomy places the organism in Eukaryota, Metazoa, Porifera, Demospongiae, Tetractinellida, Geodiidae.
AUGCGCUCAUUUUCCUCCAUACGACAGCAGUUCUCCUGUCCUGAAAACAUUUCCAUGUCAAAGUUUUCUAUUGAAUUCCUGAAGAGUGCUCACCAGCAUCUUGAAGUAGAGGGCGAAGAUAAAGUGGAUGUUCAAAAUGCAACAGAAGAGAAAGAAAUUGAGUGCAACUACCUUGUCAAUGCCUGUGGACCAUGGGCCGCUGAGUUAGCUCUCAUGGCAGGCAUUGGUAGAAGUGACCAUACUUGUCACAUCAUGAGGACUAGACUACCAGUAGAGCCCCGUCUACGCUCUGUGUUUGUGUUCAAGUGUCCCACUGAUCUCCCAAACUGCCCUCUAGUCAUUGCCAAAAACAUCUAUUGGAGAAGGGAAUCCACUGGGACAUUUCUUGCUGGCUAUGUCCCAUCAAAAGCAGUGGAUAAAGCUGCAGAUGGAGUUGAUUUAGAGGCCGUUGAUUACAGAGUGUUUGACGAAGUAUUGUGGCCGUCUCUAGCAGAAUGGGUUCCUGCUUUUGAGGAAUUGAAGGUGCAAAGUGGGUGGUCUGGUUACUACGAAUACAAUACAUUGGAUCAGAAUGCAAUUAUUGGGACCCAUCCUGUCGUUACCAACUACGUAUUUGCCAAUGGGUUCAGUGGACAUGGAAUACAAAUGGCGCCAGGUGUGGGCAGGGCUGCCUCCCACAGAGCAUGUGUAUGCAAUCCAUACAAAGCAAGGCGAAACAGACGCUACGGCUCAAUUUCCCUUAGACGCAAGAGCAAACUACGUCGCUCUGCUUCGGUGAACGACAAGAGUGUCUGGAGCAUCAGUAUGGAAGAAGCAAACAGACAUCCAAAUGUCAGGAAUUCUGAGAUUGUGGAGAGAGACGUAUUUCUUGACCUUCUCUCAAAAGUACAGGAUAAUCGGUAUGAUAACCAGCGAUAUGUCCCCAGACCAGGCAGUGGCAGAAGCACAGACCAGAUAGAUCAUGGGCCAGCUAAUGGAGUCAUCCACAAUGGAGAUACUUGCAGUGACACUAGCACUCCAGACAUCCCAGCCAUUGAGGUGUCUCCCAGUGACACUCCCCCAACUAGCAUCGCAGACGAGGACAGGGACAACUCUCUCAUACCACCUGCCAUGGGAGCACGCUCAGCAGUCACUCCUGGUCGGAGAGCCAUGGAAGCCCUCAACAAAGUUAUAGCCGAGGCUGGACCUUACCCAAUGAUCAUUGAGCCACCAGACAAAGGCUGGGUGGUACACACAGACGAAGAUAUUGAUAAUGCCUGCAAUGAAGAUGGGGUUUGGAGUGCCCCCGAGAUCAGUACUGAUCACUAUGUGCUGGAUUCUGACACUGCUGCGUUUGCAUAUGGCAAGCACUUUCUGGGACGGGCCCACAAGAAUUACAUGGGCAGGGAUCCAAAGGUUGGACCAGUUCUCUUCUCUAUUGUCAAGGAUGAGGACUACCGUGGGACCAAUAUGAGACUCAUUCUCAGGACUCAGAGUGGCACAGUGUACCGGGUAGUCCCGGAAUCACAGCUUUACCACAUGAAAGAGAUUGAGGACAUCAUCAGGUUUACUUCAAAGUUGGGAGGAAUAGAAGAGAUAAAGGUGGAGCAAGCCAUCAGAAUCCUUUAUCCCAAGGUACAUGAGAUGAUCAGAAAGUUCGAUGAGCACAAGGUGGCCUACACCCACAAGUUUGGGGUCAUAUAUCAGAGAAAGAAUCAGACGUCCGAAGAGGAACUGUUUCGUAAUCGGCACUCCUCGCCAGCAUUUGACGAGUUUAUGGAGAUACUGGGGGACAGGAUUCAACUGAAGGGCUUCAAUGGGUAUCGUGGAGGGUUGGAUGUGGCAGGUGAUCAGACGGAGAGCAUUCAGUCUACACUGAGUACAAAAGACCGAGAGAUCAUGUCCACGUGUUCUACGCUCUUACCUUUUGAUGAGCAGGAUUCUCAACAGGUAACGUGUGAGAGCUAUGGUGUGAGUGCAAGUAUUGAGAACCUUUCGAGAAAGAUUUCUUACACAAUUUUGAGGUUGGGAGCAUUUGAAUAU